AUGCGCCGCCGCCCCGCCUGGCCCCAGCCCGCUGAUCACCUGCGCCGGGUCCUGGAGCAUCUGGAGGCGGUCGGACAGAUCGUGUACUUCACCGCUACCUUCUCCUACGUGGUCCUCGUCGUGCUGCUGGUGCGCGGAGUGCUGCUGCCCGGCGCCCUGGAUGGCAUCAUCUACCAUCUCAAGCCCGACUGGUCCAAGCUGGGGUCCCCGCUCGCAGCCCGGCAGCGGUGCGUUGCGAGCACGGGGUGGGAGUUUCCGAAGAGAAGGAUGGAUCGUGCGCUGACGCCGUAUCGCCUGCCGUGAGCCAGAACGCUGGGUCCUCCUCGGAGGCCGGCGACCGCCUCCUGUCCCUCUCCAGCCCGGGUUUAUGCCUCGUGGAGGCUCUCAGCGGCGCUGACCAACUUUGCACGAAAAGGCAAGUCGGUCUCAGGACACACGGAGGGCGCCUGGGCGGCUCGGUUGAGCACCUGCCGUGGGGGCUCACGUCAUGCUCGCGGGGGUUGCGAUCCAGCCCCACGUGGGGUUCCCUGCUCACCACGGAGCCUGCCUCUCCCUCUCCCUCGGCAGCCCCUCCCGCUUGUGCGCUCGCUCGCUCGCGCUCUCCCCCUCUCUCUCUCUGUGUCAACUUGGCAAGUUAAUCUUGGGGAAAAAAAUUAAAGACACCUGCAACACGGAAUGAGUACACAGGGACAGUCUAAAGCUGGAAACGUCGAGCAUGCUCAAAUUCCCUCUUUAAAUCCCCGAGAAGUACACUCGACCCUUGCACAACAGAGCCGCCACCCCGCACCACAGAAGAAUGCGUGUGACCC
This is a messenger RNA of Canis lupus familiaris (dog), 809 nucleotides long. RefSeq names its product sodium- and chloride-dependent creatine transporter 1-like. The record is from RefSeq and is a predicted model, not a curated record. Bases 1 to 303 code for a protein of 100 amino acids. Lineage: Eukaryota; Metazoa; Chordata; Mammalia; Carnivora; Canidae. Gene Ontology annotation, biological process: sodium ion transmembrane transport. The transcript is spliced from 3 exons. Gene Ontology annotation, cellular component: membrane.